This is a messenger RNA of Cooperia oncophora, 552 nucleotides long. NCBI's taxonomy places the organism in Eukaryota, Metazoa, Nematoda, Chromadorea, Rhabditida, Trichostrongylidae. The record is from the annotation of a GenBank genome assembly.
AUGGACUAUCUAUGUAACGAAGUAGAAGACAAAAUCAUGGCGAAGAUCUCUGAACUUGACGACCGUAGAGGAAAACGCCAUCGGAUCGACCUCAUUAGUCCCCAAUUCGUAGACGAGCUCGAGCGAGUAAUCGACCUGAUUGCAACUGAUCAGUCGUUGCCCCCGCAUUUGAAGCCGGCUUUAGGUUAUCUGUUCGAAAUGAGGAAGGAGCUGAACGAAGUCCCAGCAAGGACUGAGCGACUGUUGGAGGAAAACAAGUUAUUCAAGAAGAACUGCAUGGUACAGAGUGAGAUAAAUAAACUUAUGUCUCGAAUUGAUUUUCUCAAGAAAUCUCUGUCUGAUAAGUCUCCUCUCAUAGCUGGUAUAAGUGAAUGCGACUCGCAAGUUCUCUCUAUUAUUGUUUGCUAUGACGUGGCCUAUAUCCGUCGUAUUAAUGAGUUCCGUUUCCUUGACUCUCACCCGGAUAGCGUUUACAGAAUAGCCAGAUUUACUCCCGGUAGGCCGCGCUUUCUGAAAGUACUGUUACCAUUUCUACUCGUCUUUGCUCCUUGA